CCUCUGCGCGUCUCAGUCCUCGUCACAUCGCACCAAAUCCCGCAGACCGUCCACACCGAGCCUCAGGACCGAGCCUCAGAACCGACAGAACCGAGCCUCAGGACCGAGCUCUGAGGCGUUUUUAGGGACGAAUUGCGGCUCACGCACCAACGGACUGUUGCUUGACCUCCCCCAGGCCCCUCUGCGCCCGCAGGAGGAGACUCACAGCCCCGCUACGACGCACCGAGCUGCGGCUGAGACGAUGGCGGAGUACAGCUCUCUGCUCAGUGACCUGUCUGAGAACAUCACCAACGAGGACCUGGAGCAGCUGAAGUGUGCGUGUAAAGAGGACAUCCCCGAAGAACACAGCAACAACAUCACCUCCUCCAAAGAGUGGUUCAGCUACCUGGAGAAGAACGACAAGCUCGCACAAGACAAUCUUUCCUACAUCGAGCACAUCUUUGAGAUCUCCCGACGGCCCGACCUCCUCACGAGGGUCAUCGAGUAUCGCACCACCGUCCUGAAGAUCUCUGAGGACGAAGAAAUCGACACCAAACUCACACGUAUCCCCUCGGCCAAGAAAUACAAAGACAUCAUCCGCCAACCGUCUGAAGAUGAGAUCAUCAAACUGGCUCCGCCUCCUAAAAAAGUCUGAGCCCUCGGCCCCGCCUCUUUUUCCCCCAAAUCUUUGCACCUUGAUAUUUCUACUUCGUACACUCCUCCAACCAAUCAACCAAUCAGCACUCGCCAUCCAUCGCCCGCUCGUCCUCUCAACUUUGACCCUGCACUAACCCUCGCAGCCAAUCGGAUCGUAGCAAUGUGAUGUCAUCUUUACUUCUGUCAGACUGUGGCGGGACAGGACUUAUGAAUGGACCAAUGAUGUUUGACGAGAGGGAAGGAGUUUGAGUAGAAAAAUGUAUUUUUUAAGUCUUUAGGCCACGAAAACUCAAAUUUCAUAUGUUCAAAAUUUGAACAUUUGGUUUGGAAACGGACACGAUUUCACCUGAUUUUAGUCAGAUUUACUUUUGUGUUAUGUUAAAAUUACCUUGGCCCUUAAUGUUAAAAAA
This is a messenger RNA of Periophthalmus magnuspinnatus, 1046 nucleotides long. Its product is annotated as astrocytic phosphoprotein PEA-15. Gene Ontology annotation, biological process: MAPK cascade; regulation of apoptotic process. The record is from RefSeq and is a predicted model, not a curated record. Gene Ontology annotation, molecular function: protein binding. Bases 242 to 634 code for a protein of 130 amino acids. The transcript is spliced from 4 exons. Lineage: Eukaryota; Metazoa; Chordata; Actinopteri; Gobiiformes; Gobiidae.